Molecule: messenger RNA, 792 nt
Organism: Penicillium odoratum
Lineage: Eukaryota; Fungi; Ascomycota; Eurotiomycetes; Eurotiales; Aspergillaceae
Exons: 1
Coding region: 1-792 (263 amino acids)
Source: RefSeq, a predicted model, not a curated record
AUGGCGAACCCACCCGCGGGAGUGCCCGAACCCCAUCUCACAAACCCACGCCAGUUAGUUGCAGACUUCCAGCCUCGAGGAUCGGCCGAUGCAGCUCAGAUCAUAUGGAAAAGAACGAGGAAUGGCGAAACAUACACAGCCGAUGCAGCUCAGAUCAUAUGGAAAAGAACGAGGAAUGGCGAAACAUACACACCAACUGAAGGCACAGGCCGAAUUACCACCAGAGAAGUGUGGAGGCUCAUCGACAAUCUCAAGGACAUCAUCCACCAGCAAACCACGCUCAUCGAAGCCACUAUGGCCGAGCUUCUAGAAGGGAAACACGACCAAAACAUCCUUCGAGAACAGAAUGAAAAGCUACACGAGGAACUGCACGCUCUGCGAGUACAAUUCGAAGCCAGGCCACCGGCCCCGUCGCCCACAUGGGCCGCAAUAGCAGCCAACAACGCCAGCGAUGCCCCCCAACCGACCCUCCAACGACCGGAAAACGAACGAAGCUGCUGCCGUAUCAGCACGCAAAGAUCACUGGUCGACCCGAGAGAUAAUGGAAAUAGCGAUGACAACCACCACAGUUCUUGGCGUAUCUACCGACCCACCAUCGAAACAGACGCGAUCUUGUUCCUGAGCCUCAUUUAUGUGAACCGAAACAUGCCUACCUCCUCGCGCCGUCAAAUUCCAUGCGAUCACCCCGACGUCUCCGCCAUUAAGAUCUGGACAGCUGAAUCCCAGACACUAAUUUUUUCGGUCUAUAUUCCUCCCGUCCCGCUCUUCGCUCCGGAUAAUGUAUCGGCAUAG